Messenger RNA from Photinus pyralis (common eastern firefly), 7142 nucleotides. RefSeq lists its product as uncharacterized. Lineage: Eukaryota; Metazoa; Arthropoda; Insecta; Coleoptera; Lampyridae. Gene Ontology annotation, cellular component: cytoplasmic vesicle. The coding region runs from base 303 to 5471 and encodes 1722 amino acids. The record is from RefSeq and is a predicted model, not a curated record. Gene Ontology annotation, molecular function: protein binding. The transcript has 12 exons.
AUCAUAACCGCCAUAUUCAAUUAGAGUUUAUAUUUGAUGAUUUUUAAUUAUUUAAAUGUGAACGAGGCAUUGGACAUUCUUUAUCAAGCAAGUAUUUGUGUUUUGCAAUAAACUGAGUGAUUUUAAGUUAUCAUAUCAAUUGAGGAAAUCGGCCACGUGUGUUGUGACUUAGUCAUUGUUUUGGCGCGAUGAACCGGUGGCGGCCAUUUUGAAGUGCAUAUAAACUCGUUUAAAAAAGAGUGAGUUGUAAUCAAAAUAUAUUGAAACAAUGAUACCCAUACUAUUCGUAUACUCCUAAAGACAUGCUGGUGGUAUUACUGUGCUGCAUGAUGAAGAUUGUGGAGUUCUCCACAGGGAAACCCGUGGCAAACCGAAUUAUAGUGAGAAACUACAGAAGGCGAAGGAUGUCUAGAAAAAAAGGUAAAACGAUGGGGGAGGUUGUGGUGGGUGGAAGAAUAACAGCGCACAGCCCCGAUUCAGACUGUAACAGCAACCAUCCGGGAUCAACGACUAGCUGCCUGAGUAAUACUUCUUCACAGGAUAUAGACUUUAUUCAAGAUAACUCCGACUAUCAAUGGUUUCUUGAUUAUAAUUAUCGAGAUGGUAGUACCAAUCACCACACAAGCAUAUUGUCAUUAUCAGAGCCUUAUGAUGCCAAUGAUGUUGGAUACUAUGAUGUGCUUGCAAAAAAUAUGGAUGCAAAUUUGGCGGAAGCUGAUAUGGAGAGUUUUCGAACUGAAGAUAUUCAUGCAUUACUAACAAAUUUACCGACAAUGUGUACAGAUCCAUUAAGUCAAGAUCACCACCAAGGAGAAAGUUUUGCAAGUGUCUCUGGAUCUAUGAUGGCAAAAUUCGAUUUCGAUAGUUCCAUAAGUCCACAUAGCAGUAGCUCACAAGGCGAAGAUACUGCCAAUUCAACAUCCAUGUCGAUUUGCAAAUCGGAGUUACUGUUCAGUCCUGUAAAGGAAAUACCUAUGCCUGGUGCUAAUUUUAGCGUGGAUUCUCUUGACUGUGAACUAAUGAAUGAGCACGAUAUUAUGUUAACAUGCCAAGCCAACAAGGAUAAUUACACUAUUGCCUUUGAAGGAUCUUUGACUAUGUAUUCUGAGGAUAGCGAUUAUCACGAGUCAGAUAAGAGCGGUGGGAUGUCUGGAAGUGGUAGUAUUCAUUGGGAAGGCAAUAUGAAAGUGCAUCCUGAUAAUAUUAAACUUCCCGAUACAUCAAUGGCUCAAUCAGAUUCGGGCGGAUUUACAACUUGGAGCAAACUAAAGAAGAGAACAAGUGAUAAUCAAUUAAAAAGACAUCCAUCAGGAAACAACAAUAGUUCAGUGGAUAGCAAUAAGUAUAGUGCUGUGGACAAUGUAUUAAAAAGUCAAAGUAUGCCUAAUUUGUACAAACAGAAGGUAAAGGGACUUAUGAGCAGUGGAUUUUUGCGUAGUAACACACCAUUUAAUAGCUCUAUUGAUGCGUCUAAAAGGAGGGCUGUCAAAGUUUUUGAUAUUCAACAUCAGAUUCAGACUAGCAGUCUGAGCGGGGGCAGUUUGGUUUCCGAUAUGGCCACCUCAGCGGAUUGUGGAAGUACCAGUAGCGAAUCUAAUAAACAGCCAAAUUUGAAUUUGGUCAAACUCUUCAUGAAACAGAAAAGCAUGAGUGCAGAAGGCAUGUCUACCGCGAUGGAUCAGUCAUCAGUGAGUGAUAAUUGGCCAACUCACUCCGUUGCUAGUAACGAAUCAUUGGAGGACAAACAAUCAAACUGCAUUGAAGCAAAAGCAAACUGUUUGGAAAACGGCGUGUCAUUGAGUGAAAAUGGGUCUAGAACUCAUGAGCUAAUCAUAGAAGAGCAGGAUGAAGAUAUUUCACGAAGUGAAUCUGUAGAACAGUUGUCCGAAAGUAUAUCAAAAUUGGAAUCCGUAGGAGAUAGUUUUGAAAACGAACAUAAUCAGUGCGUUAAAUUCAAUGUAAACAACAAUAACAGCAUAGAGCAUAAAGAUCUAAGAAAAAGAAAGUUAAAGGCACACAGCACUCAAACAAGACGCAAUAACAGUUUGGGUGUAAGUUUAUCUUCAGAUUCUUCCAGUUUAUCCAGUUACACAGCUGACUGCAACGAACGUGUAAGAAACAUUGGAAAAACAACUGGAACCCAAAUACCCGUUCACUUAAUGAACAAAAGUAUGCAAACCUCUUGUUACAUAGACAAAAGCCUGAAAGCUGCUCCAUACAAAUUAAAUUGCCAUAACGCCAAAGAUUGUGUUAAAGUUGUUCAGCCAUCGUUUCUGAAUAAACUAAAAAAAGACGGUGAAACUGAGAAACCUGUAUAUAUCUUAUAUCCGAACUAUGUUCUUCCUGAUUUACAAUUUCUUAAUGAGAAAGCAGAAGAUGCUGCAAAGGUGUUUUUAAUGCCGCAAAGAGGUCCAAACAAAACAGUUCAACCGAAUACGCGCCCUUUUAGCUGUAAUGAUUUUGAGGCGUUGAAAAAGAAAGGGUUCGACCAUGUACGUGAUUGGGAAUCCUUAAAUUUCUUAUUACCAAAUGAAUGUCGCCAAUUAUUAGCAGAUGUACCUGAGAUAGCUGAACAAGCCAAUUUAAAGAGCGAAUUUACAAAACCUUCCUUCUGUACGUCGCCGCCUGUUAGACGCCGUGCAAGGCCAACUAGUUGUGACUGUGCCAUGCUGCACCGUACAGGGAGUGCAGAAACCGCAACAACUUUUUCAUCUAGUUCCAGCACAGCUACACAACCGAGUUCUGGGUAUCGGGGUUCGUCAACUAUGCUCCUCACUGAUUCGCAAAAUAGUCCCGCUCUUACUACAAACUUUAAUCCUCUCUUUGUUUAUCGAUAUGACAGUGUUACUAGCUCAGAAGCAAGCUUAAUGACGAGCGAACGUCACAGAUCUAUCGGAACUACUGCUCCACCUCUUCCCAAGCGUUCUAUCAGUCUUUCACACGAUCAUAAAUGUCGAGAGGUGGUACCUCCUCGACCACCACUUCCAAAAGGCAUUCUCAGGAAAAGCUUAGAAACUGCUAAACAAUACAAAAAUGAGAAAUCUAAAAGAUACAGCAUGUUUGAAACUUGUGACGAUAAUAACGCAAAGGACAACUCAAGUAAACGUUAUUCAUUGCCUGACCACUAUUAUCAAAGGCAUAAACGUUUGAGUGAAACUGAGGACGAAGGUGUAGAUGCAGGAACAUCAAGUAGUAGUUUGGAUGAACAACCAGAAGUCAAUUUCAGAGUUCCAAUUCCACCUCACCCCAAAACAGAUAUUUUGCUAUCCCAUAUCAGUUGUGAUGAGCUCUUACAGUUAGAAGAAUACCUAAAAAUGAGUGGCUUGUCGUCAUCCGAUCCUGAAGAUUUGGACGAACAGGAAAUCAUUCAAUUGCGCUCGUGUGUCAGUAAGUUCUUGGCGCUGAAGAUCAAUCAAGAUGGCAACGAACACUUUGGUGGCAAGAAAAGUGUUAGUUUUGCUGAGAAGGUGAACGUUUUACCAAAGAACAAUCUAGAGAUGAAACCACCAAAUAAUUCUCCGAAUGCAUCUGCUUUUUCAAAUCAAAGAACUUAUCAGCAUAAAACGUUGGCCGAAAUUCCGAUAUGUGAAGAGGGAGAAAUUAGUCCAGAAAAUUAUUCUAGUCCACAACUUACACCUACUCACGUCAGGAAGCAGACUUACGAUCUGAAUCAAAAACGUCUGUUAGUAACCGCAGUUACUGAUGCGGUUGAAAAAGUAAUUCACCAUUUUUCUCCGGCAACGAAUCAGUCUGAAUUAAUAACAUUAGGAGAUUCAAGCCUAAAUCCGGCAUGCGCAAAAAUUGCUCUGACAAAUCUUUGUCCUGCAAUAUACGCAGUUUUGAGUGAUGGUUUAAAGCCCAAUCUGGAAACGUCGUUUGGUCCGAUCUGUAAUUCAGUUUGGCAAGUAGUUGAAGCGUCAGCGCAACAAGGUCCGUUAACUAAGGCGUUAAAUGAUUUGGUUAUGAGAAUUAAUGGUGAAGAUGCAAUUACGGAAGGUCUGGUUAAAUUUAAUGCAUUUGUGUUUGGUUUAUUAAACGUAAGAUCGUUGGAUGCGUGGACUAGUUAUUUAAGAACACGCGAAACUGUGCUAAAGAAGCAUUAUAAUCCAAACUCUCUACUUCUUCUUGCACACACUGGUGGUGCGGCAGUGAGGGGUUUAUUGGAUACUUUAAUAUCUGCAUUAGAACCUUUGGCAUUGUUACCAUUCCAUUUCGAUGUUUUGUUUGAGUACAGACAACUGCAUGAGAGUCUGAAAAGAAUAGAUUCAUAUGUUCCUUCUAGUCCUACACAUGUGAAGCCAUCAUCACCUAAGACAUUAACGCCAAAGCAAUGGAAUCUCAUGAAAUUGGCAAAUUCACUGCAAAGUACUUCUUCUCAUUCUCUUUCUGAUGCAGAAGAGGCCACCACCGUCCGACAGUGCUCGCCAGAGAACCCCACUCUCCCAGACCUCUUAAAUACUUCCACUUCCUCACGAAGUCAGUGUAAAGUUCGUCCUAGGUCCUGCAUAGAACCCGGAGUUUUGUCUAAACCAAGCUUUCGUCUAGGCGAAGAUGUUACUGUGAUUGCAAAGAAAAGGUGGUCUGGUAUUUCGUUAACCUCAAAACUAUAUCAAGCUUAUGAUCGAUUGGCACGUGAAGACACCGAAGAAGAAUAUACUGAUAGUUUAGAAACAUACAAUAAUCGCAAUAACAGAGUGCCAAGUGCGGAAAAAUCGGACAGCAAUUCCAGUGAGGAUGCCUCUCGUCUUAGGGAUGAUGGUCCAGAAUCACUGGAAUCACAAGCUGCUGAUGAGAAACCGCUUAAUGGAACGAGAUUCCGAAAACUACAGGAGAAAUGGGAAAAACUGAGUGGAAAAGAUUUACCAUGCUCUCCACCACAGUCACCUACACACGCCAACAAGUCUAAAAUACCUCGGCUUGUUACAUCUCCUGUAAGACCACCUUCGGGUAUUCCUGUUCCUGUAGUUUCACCCACAACUAAACCUAGUAAAAUUGCUAAGAAGGUUACUACACCUCCAAGUGGGAAUAGGAAAUGUAUAGGAAGCAUUAGUAGAACUUCCAUCGGAAAUAAUCCUCCUAAGGUGCAAGUUAAGAAACCCAUACCAAAUACUAGGACAAGCAGAUUAGAUCAGCAAGAUGGCCCCUCUGAUGUCUUGAAACACUCACCUCGACCAAGCAGCCUUCCAUACAAACCUGCAAAUGUUCAGAGUAAAAACAAUAAACUAACACCUCCUCGUAGGGCAGUGUCCAGCUCAUUAGGAAGAAAACCUGUUGUUCAAGUGCAGAGUAGUAGGGUAGUACGAACCUUAUCUCAUCGUUUGGCAUCCGAAAGUGGUCAUUUAUCAUAUAAUGAAGGGGAACGACUGACAGUAAUUUUGGAAGUAGAUGAGAAAUGGUUACUUUGUUGUAGAGGUACUCAAAAAGGUUUGGUUCCUAAAUCUGCAGUUAUCGCAGAUAGUGGACGAUUUUGAAAAUAAAUUAUGUAUAAAUAUGGUAGACUGCCAAAUGUGAUGCAAAAACUGAUUGGGAGGUUUAUAUCCUUAACACUUAUGUGUUUCUAGUAUUUUGUGUGGGUAUUAUAUUUUUAAGUUCAAAUGCGAUAGUGGCUAGUAUUUUGCUUAUGGUUCAGUUCUGCAUUUUGUACAAUGCCUCAUUUACAUAAGAGUUACAGUGUUGUGCAUACUAGUUUUUAGUCAUCACCAUAUAGAUCUAAUGGCUGUUCAAGUUGCAUAAAAUAUUUUAGUUAUUGAAUGAAAUCUUUAUUUAUUUUUUUAAUUUAGUCAAAAAAAAAGAAAAGGCUGUUUUACAUGAGAUACUUAAAAUAUCAAAAUAUAUUUAUUGUUUACUUAAUAUGUCUUACAUUCCUGCUGUUACUACUAUUUGUUCUCUAGACCAUGAUUCUUUGAAAAUACGAAGUGUUGCAUAAUAUUGAUUGAGAUAUAAAACUAUCCAACUCCAAUUUCCUCUCCUUGCAUGACUAACAUCUUUUUUCUCUCAAUUUUAAUCUCAAUUUCUUAUGGUGGUGGAGUAUGACGUAAAACUUAAUUUACAUAUCCAACUUUCCCUCCUUGCAUGUUAAACCCUUAAACCAUAUCCCACCAUCAAAAGUAUUAUCAAAAAAUCACUUCGUAACUCACUUCAAGUCUAAUCUAAGUGAAAUAGGCUUGUUAGUGGAUUGUUUUUUAAUUUUUGCACAUUUUUCUUUCUUAUUUUUUCAUUAUGAACCAGUUUCGUUAUUGUAGAUUUAUAUGUUCAUGCAAUUAUAUCGCACGCAUGCAUGCAUGGACCAGGUAUUCGCGUUGAUACUUAUAGGAUCCAGCUUUUGCCUUCUAAUCCUUGCUUUAAAUGUUAUCUGAUUACUUAGCUUUAUUAACUUAUACCGUAUUAAUUAAAUAAUAGCGUAUAUUUUGAUAUGUAUAAAUAAUACUUAUAAGUUUAAUGUAAAGUUUUUGUAUAUAUUUGCAACUAGAGGUAAUUUGCAUUGAUAUCGUAUUUAAUGAAGACAAAGGCAUGAUGCGUUCAUUGUUACCGACUGUACACUCCUAUUGAUUUGCUUGCAUAAUGUACUUUUUACUGAACCAGCUAAGAGUAAUAACUAAGUAUAUUAACACUAUGAACGGUACCUUACUACAAUAUCAUCGUUAUGAUUGUAACCAUAGACAUUAGGAUGAGAGGCCUUGAAACAUCAUUAUUUUCCAAUAUACAAUAUUUCAUCAGUAUUUUGUUAUUUUAGUGCUGCUAUAUUGACAUUCUAAAGUAUCUAGCACUAUUUUUAAGAACUUUAUAUAUUAGGUAAUUAAAAACAUAUUUGUUGUAUAAUUCAUGUUGUUUAUAUAUAUUAUAUUUACACCUCUUAUUAGUUUGUAAGUUCUGUAUAUGUAUAUAUUGAACGCUUUUGUGAUUUUGUAUAUAAGUAAGAAAACCAAAGUACGACUCGAAAUAAUAUACUGGUAAAAUGAAAUUGUGUACUCGAUAUAAUUUAAGGACAACUCAUGUGAACCAAUGAUGCUGAAUCUUGUUCGUAAAAAAUCUGAUACCUUUUUUGUAUUUUUCUUGUAUAAAUUUUAUUUAUUAUUUUACUGUUAUCCAUUGAUAACUUGUAGUGAUGUGAUUUACUCAUUUAAUAGAUACCUAAUUGCAAA